This is a messenger RNA of Heterobasidion irregulare TC 32-1, 684 nucleotides long. RefSeq lists its product as uncharacterized. The coding region runs from base 1 to 684 and encodes 227 amino acids. The record is from RefSeq and is a predicted model, not a curated record. The transcript is spliced from 5 exons. Lineage: Eukaryota; Fungi; Basidiomycota; Agaricomycetes; Russulales; Bondarzewiaceae.
AUGGCCGAUAUUCGCAGAAGCGCUGAGGAUGCCCUAUCCAAUAUGCAAUCCCUCACACAACCUGUGUGCUUGGCGAUCAGAGCCUCAGCAUCUGCUCUUAAACCUAUGCAGAAUUUCGUCGAUAAUUGGACGCCUCUCUUGAACAAGGUCAAGAUGUUUUGUGACCUGAUGGAUGGUAUUGCCGAAGUGCAUCCUUACGCAAAAAUCGCCUGGGGAAUCGUGUCUAUACCACAGAAGAUCAUGAACGACCAGAUGGACCGCGACGAUCGAAUACAGAAACUCUUCGUGACCAUGAACUCCUUUUACGACAUUGUCAGCGACCUAGAGAACAGGCCUGAGACGAGGCUCACUCUGCAAGACCUUCCGCAACGAAUAGCGCAACAGACCAUAGAAUGCUUUUACUUCAUUCGGGACUAUGCAAAGACCGAGGGCUUCGUAAAACGAAUAGGACAGCAGUUAUUCUCCACAAAGAAUGUCAUGAUCGACACAUACUGUACUGUGUUUGUCAAGUUCAAGGAGGAGUUCUACGGCAGAGUGGCCGUUCAGACCUUGAACACCGUGAAUAAGACCAAGAUUGUUGUAACGUACAUCCUUGACGACGUAGAAGACUCUGCCAUCGACAUCAACUUAGACGACAUGUCAUAUGUGAAUGACGCGAACUUUGACGAGGCAAAGGGAUGCUAA